UACUGUACCAUAUAGAUGAGGUGACACGAGUAGAAGGCCUCCUGCAGUAUAGCUUCAAGGAACUAGGCCUAUAAUCCCAAGCCCAUUUCAAGAACAGCAGGCUUCAGAAGAGCAUAACUUCCACUUUAGCACCACCCUAUCUGACGAUCCCAGCAUGAGCUCAUCGGACAUGAAUUCCCGGACUGAGGCUUCCCGUGGGGAAGCUUCUGCUGUCAACUCCCUUUCACGGACUUCUGUUAGUGGAAGCCCUGGGCGAUUGCUACUCCGAAACGUGUCUCAGAGCUCCUUGGAUGAGAGUUCCCAGAAGCAGCCAGGAGCCAGACCAUUCACUAGGGAAAAGUCCCCAUAUUUCAAUGCACAACAUGCCCCCAAGGCAUUUGAAACCAUGAAUCUCAUGAGAAAAGAGAAGUUACUCUGUGAUGUGAUCCUGGAAGCAGAUGAUGUAAAGAUCCCUGCACACAAGAUGGUUUUGGCAGCUUGCAGUCCAUAUUUUUAUGCCAUGUUCAAUGGCUUUGAGGAGCGAAGUCAAGAUCGGGUUACCAUCAGAGAGGUUGAAGGGAGUGCAUUGGAACUUCUGGUUGACUACAUCUACUCCUCAAAGAUCCACGUCACAGAAGACAAUACCCUCCUGCCAGCUGCAAAUCUCCUUCAGCUUCCCGAUGUUCGCAACGCAUGCUCUGAUUUCCUGGCUUCCCAGCUCCAUCCUUCAAACUGCCUUGGAAUCAGGGCCUUUGCUGAUCUACAUGCAUGCAGUGAACUCUUUCACCUUGCUGAGGCCUUUGCAGAGACUCAUUUUUCGGAAGUCUGUGAUGAGGAGGAGUUCCUAAGCCUGGAUGUGGAGCAAGUGUGUCAACUCAUUUCGAGCGAUCGACUUCGCAUCCCCUCUGAAGAAAAGGUGUUUGAGUGUGUGAUGCAGUGGUUGAAGCAUGACCUUCCGAACCGGGAGACCAAUACGGUGAGGCUCAUCGAGCACGUCCGCCUCCCUCUCAUGUCCAAGGAAUUUGUUGUGCAUCGGGUGGAGUCAGAGCCGCUCAUGAGGACACAUUCAUCAUGCAAGGACUUUCUCAUUGAAGCCCUCAAGUAUCAUCACCUAGAGGGAGAGGAAAGACACAGCUACAAGUUUGUCCUAGUCUACAUUCCAUAUGAAUACAUUCUGCCAUUCUUAGUUUAUUAUUAUUAG
Darwinula stevensoni is the source of this 1180-nucleotide messenger RNA. The record is from the annotation of a GenBank genome assembly. Lineage: Eukaryota; Metazoa; Arthropoda; Ostracoda; Podocopida; Darwinulidae.